GAGACCUCUGCUUUAUAUAACACUCCCGUCAGUGGAACUCGCUCAACGCCUUGCGUUCCCGCUGAGCAGUUGAGCAAUCUAUGUGCUUGGCGUAGAUGAUCGCCUCUAUCAUCUGCCAUAGAGCUUAAGAUUACUAUAUAGGAUAAAAUAAGAAGCCCAGACUGUCUUUUCUGUCGGAAAAGCCCUUUUCCUGAUAGAUGUAUACCCUGCGCGUUGUUGCAACAGAACGACGGCUUUCACAGCUUGCUUUGCCUGGGUCCGAGCGCAACGGCCCUACCAGCAGCACAACUCCCCUGCACGAUGCAUCUCUGGGAGGCGCGGACAGCGAUAGCGACGACAGCAGCCAGGGCGAGCUGCUAGGCCUGGACGAUGAUAGCCAGGCCAUCGAGUUCACUGCGGGCAACCCACGCGUCGAGCACAUCACCGGCGUUGUGCAUCUGUACCGCCCAACACCCGGCCGCCUGCCCCAAAGCACCCUCACACCCUCCUCUUCCGGCUCCACGGCACCCCUAGCCACAACCGCAUCCUCCGCGUCCUCCGCACCCCGCGCUUCCUCCCUCUCCACUCUGCCAGCCCUGGCCGACGCCCCGCCCGUCAAGGGUGCCCCCACCUCCUGGGCCUCCCUCUUCACCCCAGCCCCACCUCCCGAGCCCCCUCCCCGGCACCACCCAGCGGGCGAGCCCUGCGCCGAGCUGUGCUGCCUGGCGCUGCCCUCCGAUAUGACCAUCGCGGACUUCUGUACCUUCCUUGGCGGCCACCUGCUGCGCCUGCGGCGCAUGCGGGUGCUGAGGCGCCAGGUGGGCCCUGUGGGCGGGGCCGGAGCCGGACACCCGCAGCUACUAGGGGGAGCAGCUGCAGCUGCACCAGCAGCGCCGGCGCCGGCGGCGGGGGCGAUACUGACUUCCGGUGGGACGGACGUGGGGCGACCCAGAUCAAACAGCAGCGGUGGAGGUGGAAGCAGCAACAGCAGCAGCGGUUGUUGCAGUGGCAGUGGUGGUGUUUGUGGGGCUGUUGGGGCUGAGCGUGCGCCGGGGCCCAAGCCAGCGGAUGCAGCGCUGGCUGGUACGACGCAGGGUUCACAGCAGCAGGUGCUGGCAACAGCAGGAGCAGCAGCAGCUCCUGACAGCACAACGCGGCCAUGCGGACACAGUGGCAGCAACCCGGCGGCGACCCACGGGUCAUGCUGUGGGCCCCAGCCACAACCUGCCCAGCCCAGCCAGCCCGCUACCCCCACGCCACUACCAAGCUCCGUUCCUCCUGCCGCAGCCUCCGCAACCGCCUCCGCAGCCGCGCGCCUACCUGCCCACCACGCCCGGUCUCCUCCGGUAUCCCAACGGGUAGUUUGCAUGGUAGUGAUGCAUUUGGAGAGCCCGCAGGCGGCCGAGGAGCUGUACAACGACCUCAACGGUCGACCGUUUAGUUCCCUGGAGCCUGAUGUGGUCUGCCGACUCGUAUUUGUACGACAAGUGGAGGUUACCAGCGGCGGCGGCGGCGCCAGUGGCGCGCUGCUGUUAGGGGGUUCAGUUGAUGGCAAGGGGGUAACAGGGGCUGCUGCCGACGCACCAACAACGGCUGCUGCCGCUGCCGCUGCGACGACGGCGACGGCGGCGGUGGCUCACUCGCCGUCCGCGCCGCCGCCGGGUCAAACGGAGCUUCCGACGUGUCCCGUCUGUUUAGAGCGGUUGGACGAGCACGUGAGCGGCAUCGUGACGACGGUUUGCAAUCACAUGUUCCAUUCAGAGUGUCUGCAGAAGUGGGCUGACACGAGCUGCCCUGUGUGCCGCUACUGCGUGCAAGGCGCCGCCAGCACCUCCCGCUGCGGGGUGUGCGGUACGGCAGUGGAUCUCUGGAUCUGCCUGAUCUGCGGUCACGUGGGCUGUGGACGCUAUCGUGCAGGUCACGCUGCCGACCACUGGCGCACCAGCGGCCACUGCUACGCCCUAGAACUGGAGACGCAGCGCGUGUGGGACUACGUGGGGGAUAACUAUGUGCACCGACUCAUUCAAUC
This is a messenger RNA of Astrephomene gubernaculifera, 2008 nucleotides long. NCBI's taxonomy places the organism in Eukaryota, Viridiplantae, Chlorophyta, Chlorophyceae, Chlamydomonadales, Astrephomenaceae. The record is from the annotation of a GenBank genome assembly.